Messenger RNA from Manihot esculenta (cassava), 1342 nucleotides. RefSeq names its product peroxidase 3-like. Gene Ontology annotation, cellular component: plant-type cell wall; plasmodesma. The record is from RefSeq and is a predicted model, not a curated record. NCBI's taxonomy places the organism in Eukaryota, Viridiplantae, Streptophyta, Magnoliopsida, Malpighiales, Euphorbiaceae. The transcript is spliced from 4 exons. Gene Ontology annotation, molecular function: heme binding; peroxidase activity. Gene Ontology annotation, biological process: hydrogen peroxide catabolic process; response to oxidative stress. Bases 85 to 1074 code for a protein of 329 amino acids.
AUUACAGGCAUACAGCUUAUCUCUCUCUCUCUCUCUCUCUCUCUCUCCCUAUUUGUUUCUUCUUAUAGUAAUAUCAAGAUCAAAAUGAGAGUGAUAGGUUAUUUUGGUUUAAUAAUAUUUGGUGUUUUAGCAUUUAUGGGUUCAUCAACUGAAGCUCAAUUGCAAAUGGGUUUUUAUGCUAAGAGCUGCCCAAAAGCUGAGAAGAUUGUUCAAGAUUUUGUCAACAAACACAUCCAUAAUGCUCCAUCUUUAGCUGCUUCUUUCUUGAGAUUGAACUUCCAUGAUUGCUUCGUCAGGGGUUGUGAUGCAUCUGUGCUUCUGAACUCGUCAUCGAGCUCUGGCGAACAACCUGAAAAGGAAGCUAUUCCAAAUCAAACAAUAAGAGGAUUUGACUUCCUAGACAGAGUGAAGAGCCUUCUUGAAGAUAAAUGUCCUGGCAUAGUAUCCUGUGCAGACAUUCUUGCUUUGGUCGCAAGGGAUUCCAUUGUGGCUACAGGAGGUCCCUUUUGGAGAGUUCCAACUGGAAGAAGAGAUGGUGUAAUAUCAAGGUUGUCUGAGGCCAUGGCCGACAUCCCACCUCCCUUUGCAAACUUCUCUACUCUUCAGACUCAAUUUGCCGACAAAGGUCUUGAUUUGAAAGACCUGGUUUUGCUUUCCGGGGCUCACACAAUUGGGAUAUCCCAUUGUCCAGCAUUUUCAGACCGUUUAUACAACUUCAGUGGAACUGGUGAGCCAGAUCCUAGCCUAGACAGUGAGUAUGCUGCAAAUCUAAGGGCAAAUAAGUGCAGAACUCCUGAUGAUAGAACCACCAUUGUUGAGAUGGAUCCAGGAAGUAGAAAAACAUUUGAUCUUAGCUACUACUCUCUCUUGCUUAAAAGAAGAGGCCUUUUUGAAUCAGACGCUGUUUUGAUCACUGACCCUGUUACUUUAUCUCUCAUCAACCAACUUCUCAGUGGUUCUGUUGAUGAUUUCUUUGCUCAGUUUGCCAAUUCCAUGGAGAAAUUAGGCAGAGUUGAUGUUAAAACUGGAACUGAUGGUCAAAUUAGAAAGCACUGUGCAGUUGUUAAUAGUUAAUAUUAUAAUUAGAGUUUUUCUUUUUUUUUUUCUUGGGUGAUAAAAAUAAAAGAUCAAUUAAGGGAUUUUGGGUGAUUUGUUUUAUUUUUUUGGGCUUUGAUUGUGACAUAAAUGUCUUGGUGAAUAAUUGAGAUCUACUUAAGAUUUCUUUAUUUCUUACUUGAAAAAAAAAAUAAAAAGAAGAAAAAAAGCUGUGUUGUAAAAUAUCCCUUCCUUUAGCAGCUUUUGUAACAAACUUUUAAUAAUAUGAGAUGAUUCUUUUCUUUUA